ACACAAGUGCACAUCUCGAGUUGCUUUAAUAAAACGCUGAAAAUGACGGCAAACUUAUAGUUUGUUCUGUUUUGAGUUCAUUGCAGAGUGUAUUCAAGUGCGGACUCGCGCGGUUCCUCCAUACGAGUCGCAACACUAACACACGUGUGUCAUUACUCAUUAAACACUAGCACUACCUACUUUAAAGUGUGGGCGCUUAUCUGCAAGGGCUAACAACAGAAAUUAUUUACCAACAGAAUUGGAAGCGCUGUUGCUCCCUCUGCCGUCGCCGCCAUCAUGAUCCCAACCAUAACCAAGAACUAUCAGAACGUAGUGAUUAGCACGGGCAACAUCAUUAACAAUGAACUGGGGCGCAAAUCAAACGAGGAGCUGUACGAUGGGCUGAAAAUAACACUGCACAGUGACCCAAAUGCGGAACGCGUGGUUGUCGAUAUCGAUGAGCUGCACGGCCGUGUGCAAAGGGCCACCCAGGAGCUAAACAGCAAGCUGACGGAGAACGGACGCAAUGAGAUUAGCAUUGGUGCCAAGAUAUUCCUUAACAAAAACUCAUGUGAUUGCGUGCGGGAGGCCGUAGACACCCUUCUAAACAUACUCAAUGUGACUCAUGUAGAUAAUGUAGUAUUGGCCUAUCAUCCCAAUGUAACGGGCACAGCUGGCGCCGCAAAAUCCGUUGCCAGCGCAACGUCAGCGGCCACAACAGCAACAACGGAGACUACAAAAACACCUUGCAGUGACGAUGAUGUAGGUGGCAGCAGCAGCAGUGGCAGCGUCAACAGUUGGAGUGCGCGCAAUGGCGCCGAAGGAUUGGCCGAACUGAAAGACCUAUAUAAAUGUUUGGAACUAUAUGCACAACAGAAAAAGAUUACACAAUUGGGCCUGGCCGAUCUGGAUGUAGAGGCACUUCGAGAGUUGCAUAAGACAGCAAAAGUUGCGCCCACCAUUGCACAGGUGAAUCUAGCCACCUGUUGCGUGGUGCCGGUGGAUCUGCAGGACUUUUGCACCGCCAACGAUAUACAACUCAAUACCCACGGUGAUCCAGAGUUGCUGUUGCGCGAGGAACAGUUCCAGGGCUUAGCUCCAGGCUAUAUAAUUGAUUGGUCACUGCGCUACCAGGUUCAUGUACGUUGUCGAGGCGUGCUUACGGCCAAGGGCUACAUUGUUGGUGCCUCAAAGCCGCGCGCUAAAUAAGGCAAGGCGGGGUUGACCCUCGACCGCAUCGUGUUUUAAGGCAUAGUUCGAAGCUAAGGUGUAGAUUAU
Messenger RNA from Scaptodrosophila lebanonensis, 1257 nucleotides. RefSeq names its product glutamate--cysteine ligase regulatory subunit (gene Gclm). The record is from RefSeq and is a predicted model, not a curated record. Gene Ontology annotation, cellular component: glutamate-cysteine ligase complex. The transcript has a single exon. Gene Ontology annotation, biological process: glutathione biosynthetic process. Gene Ontology annotation, molecular function: glutamate-cysteine ligase catalytic subunit binding; enzyme regulator activity. Bases 277 to 1188 code for a protein of 303 amino acids. NCBI's taxonomy places the organism in Eukaryota, Metazoa, Arthropoda, Insecta, Diptera, Drosophilidae.